CUGGAAUUCCACCAAGAAGAGUUAAGCAAGAGAAGGCCUUCGAGAUCCCACAGCUAAAUGAUGAAUCCAUAUCUUCAAAAGAUUUGGAAAAUCAUCUACUGUGGGAGAAGUGUAAAAUGUAGGGCGGUGUUGGAAGCACUUGCUUCAAAUUUGAAGGAGCCUACACGCAGACGCAAGCCUCAGUUGACAAAGACUCAAGUUUGGCCGUUUGUUGGAAAUUCAACAGUGAAGCGUAUUAUAAGUGGUGAGAAAGUCUCCAAGGAACCUUAUGACCCAUUAGCUAAGGUGGAGGCAGAGAAACUGCAGAAAGUUUUGGACUUCAUCAACUCUGAUUUGGAAGCAAAGGAGCCUGGUGUUGGAGCUGAAAGUGCUGGAUUUUUCUUGAAGUUAUUGAUACCUAGGGAUGAUUGGCCAACAAAAGACUACGGCUGGUUGAAUGACUCCCACAUUGCAGCAGCAAUGCUUAUGUUUCACAGACGGUCCAGGCAAGAACAGUCUCCAUAUUCCUCUUCUCGAAUUGCAUUUCUGUCUCACUGGUUUGUGAACUCAUGGGUGAACGACUACAAGAGCUGGGACCAGAACACUGAGUUGUCAGAAAUGUACACCAAGGCUUUUAAUGGAGAACACCCGGAUGAUUUUGUCACAGGUAAUAAGUGGAUUGCAGACGUCGACGAUCUUUUCCUCUGCCACCAUGUUAAUGGAGAUCACUGGGUUGCUCUACGCAUCGAGCUGCUUAAGGGGAAAAUUCAUGUCUAUGAUAGUAUUUGCACACAUGUGAGUGAUAAGGAGAUGAAAGAGGCAUGCCGGCCUUUCAUGAGAAUGAUACCAGCAUUGCUUAACAAGAUGGUGCCUGCUAAAACGAGAACGAAAAGUGGAAAGCAGUUCGGUUAUAUUAGGCACAAGAAGAUCCCCCAAAAUGAGAACCCGGGAGAUUGCGGUGUGUACUCUUUGAUGUAAAUUGAAUGUCUAGCUCUUGGACGUAACUUUGAUGGCUUGAAUGAUCAGAUUAUAACACAAUUGCGCUUGAAGUUGGCAGGAGAUAUUUAUGAGGAGGUGACUAAGACAGCCGAAUAGUUUGGUUUCUAGCUUUAGAGAUGUAACUUGAUGUUUUUUUGGUUUUAGACGGAUGUAUAACUUGAUGGUUUUUGGCUUUAGCGGAUGUAUAACUUGAUGGUUUUAGGCUUUAGCGGAUUUAUAACUUGUUUGGUU
This is a messenger RNA of Brassica rapa (field mustard), 1209 nucleotides long. RefSeq lists its product as uncharacterized. Lineage: Eukaryota; Viridiplantae; Streptophyta; Magnoliopsida; Brassicales; Brassicaceae. Gene Ontology annotation, biological process: proteolysis. Gene Ontology annotation, molecular function: cysteine-type peptidase activity. The record is from RefSeq and is a predicted model, not a curated record.